CGCCCGCCCGCCCGCCCGCCCGCCCGCCGACGAUUGCCGCCGCCCAUAUCGCCGCCGAUUGAAAGCGUCCUCCAGCAGCCCACAUCCCAUCUCCGGGUUUUUGGACGAAACAAGCAGGCUUAGCUCCUCUAUCCGAAUCAUUGGUUGAGUGGUGGAUUUGAUUCUGUGUUCUUUGCUGCAUUAUGAUUCUUCAUCUUGUGCCUACAGUCGCCCGUCCAUUCUGCAACACAUACCCCUUUCCUUCCAGUGCUGGGAGGAAAACAACCUUACACUUCUCUUUCCAAUCCGGAUUGAAGGAAUCUUCUUCACGGUAUCCAUCGAUUCAAUCGACUCCUGAUCACAUAUGUGAGUCUUCUUUGGAUAAGCAUGAUGAGAUCACUGUCCGUGGGGUAUCAGAUACAAUUGUUGGUGUAUUGGGUGGUGGCCAACUAGGUAGAAUGCUAUGCCAAGCAGCAAGCCAAAUGGCUGUUAAAGUAGUGACUUUGGAUCCCCUUGAAUCCUGUCCUGCGAGUAGCAUAGCUUAUGAACAUGUAGUGGGGAAAUUUGAUGAUGGUGAGACUGUUUGUGAAUUUGCAAAAAGGUGUGGGGUGUUGACAGUUGAGAUUGAACAUGUUGAUGCUGUUACUCUUGAGAAACUUGAAUUGCAAGGAGUAGACUGCCAGCCUAAAGCCUCUACAAUAAGGAUUAUACAAGACAAAUAUCUUCAGAAGGUUCAUUUUUCUCAGUAUGGGAUCCCACUUCCUGAUUUUUUGGAGAUACAUAACCUUGCUGAUGUUGAGAAAGCUGGAGAGUUAUUUGGUUAUCCUUUAAUGAUUAAGAGCAAGAGGUUGGCCUAUGAUGGGCGUGGAAAUGCUGUUGCUUACAGCAAAGAGGAAGUUCCUUCCCUUGUGACUGCAUUGGGAGGAUUUGAGCAUGGCUUAUAUGUUGAAAGAUGGACCCCAUUUGUGAAGGAACUUUCUGUCAUUGUAGCCCGGGCUAGAGACCACUCAAUCCGAUGUUUUCCUGUGGUUGAGACUAUUCACAGGGACAACAUCUGUCACAUUGUUGAAUCUCCUGCUGAUGUGCCCGACAAGAUAAAGAAACUUGCAGUUGAAAUUGCUCAAAAAGCUAUCGGAUCGCUAGAAGGGGCAGGUGUAUUUGCGGUAGAACUAUUUUUGACAAAGGACAAACAGGUGUUACUGAAUGAAGUAGCUCCUAGACCCCAUAAUAGUGGGCAUCACACAAUUGAGUCAUGCUAUACUUCACAAUAUGAACAGCAUCUGCGGGCUAUUCUUGGUCUUCCUCUAGGUGAUCCAUCAAUGAAAACCCCAGCGGCAAUAAUGUACAACAUUCUAGGUGAAGAUGAGGGAAAUUCAGGAUUUUACUUAGCUCACCAGCUGAUUGCAAAGGCACUAAACUUACCUGGCGUUAGUGUCCACUGGUAUGACAAACCAGAAAUCCGAAAGCAACGAAAGAUGGGUCAUAUCACAAUCGUAGGCCCUUCCAAGAGCAGUGUCAAAGCACGACUUGAUUCCCUUCUUGAAAGAGAGACAUCAGGAAGUCAUGAUUUUGUUACUCCACGUGUCGGGAUAAUCAUGGGUUCCAAUUCUGAUCUUCCUACGAUGAAGGAUGCUGCUGUGGUGUUGAAAAGUUUUGGAGUGCCAUACGAGGUAACAAUUGUUUCCGCUCAUCGCACGCCGGAUAGGAUGUUUACUUAUGCAUCAUCUGCCAAAGAAAGAGGAAUCCAGAUCAUAAUAGCCGGCGCUGGUGGUGCAGCACAUCUACCAGGGAUGGUUGCUUCGCUGACCUCGUUACCGGUCAUUGGAGUCCCAAUAAAAGCAUCAUCACUGGAUGGAAUUGAUUCCUUAUUAUCCAUUGUCCAAAUGCCGAAGGGAAUUCCAGUUGCAACUGUUGCUAUUGGAAAUGCAGCAAAUGCAGCAUUACUAGCAGUCAGGAUUCUUGCUGCCAGUGAUUCCAAUUUGUCAGACAGGGUCAUCAAAUAUCAAAAUGAGUUGAGGGACACUGUUUUAGCAAAAGCAACAAAACUUGAAGCAGAAGGUUGGGAGAGAUACCUAAAUGAAUGAUCCUCGUCCUUCUGAAUGGUUAGUUCGGCUAAUCAUUUAUUUUCUGCUUAAUGUUAUGAGCUUAUUGAGGAUUUUGAGUUAAAAGAGAUUGUGUUAGAAUAAUUAUCAUUAAGCAUCCAUUAAAAUUGUCCCUCUGCCACAAUCAUUCAAUAUAUAUUUGGGAUUUUCAUUAGGGUUGUAAA
Molecule: messenger RNA, 2245 nt
Organism: Zingiber officinale
Lineage: Eukaryota; Viridiplantae; Streptophyta; Magnoliopsida; Zingiberales; Zingiberaceae
Product: phosphoribosylaminoimidazole carboxylase, chloroplastic-like
Exons: 17
Coding region: 183-2063 (626 amino acids)
Biological process (GO): 'de novo' IMP biosynthetic process
Cellular component (GO): chloroplast
Molecular function (GO): ATP binding; phosphoribosylaminoimidazole carboxylase activity; metal ion binding
Source: RefSeq, a predicted model, not a curated record